GAAGUAAAAAAUAUUGAUAAUAUAAGUAUGGAGAAUAGAAAAGAAUAGAAUAUCAUUUUAGUCGGGACAUUAGGUGUAACAGCAGCAAUUAUAUUCACAACAGGGGUAAAUAGUAAAGAGUACAAAUACAAGUAAACAUAACACAGAAUUACAAAAAAAUUUAAAUACUCAAAUAUUCAAGAUUCCAAAAUUUAAUUUAUACAGAUUCUAGAAAUAAAAUAUAAAAAUCUAGAGAUAACUUGUGGAUUUUAAAAAAAUGGAACAUUUUGCAGCUGGUGGAACUAGCCAGAGGCCCGUCUACCCGCGGCCAAUCAGGAUACCGGAUGGGAGGCUGAUCCAGGACCGGCUGGCUGUCAAUCACACGGAGCUCCGACUGCAGCUCAGUCCGGUGGCGGACCGGUGACACCUCUGACAGAUAGCGGACCAGUUCCCAGCCGCACCACCUUCUUUGUUUACAGCACGAUGACUGACGCUGAGCUGGUGAAGAAGACACUGCGGGCCAUCCUCCAGUCCAACAAAGGAGGAGUGUCGGUGUCCCGUCUGCAAUCAGAGUACAAGGAACUUACAGGAGAGCAGAUACCACACAAACAGAUGGGACACAACCAGCUGGAGGCUCUGCUGGCCAGCAUGCCCUCUGCUCGCAUGGAGCGGUGCCAUUCAGGGGAGGUUAUUUAUUUUUCCUCUGGAGCCAGCGAGACAGCACAUUUAGCCAAGGUGGUGGCCCGUCAGCGGAGCUCCAAGAGGAUGGGCCGACCCCACCUGGUCAACACCCAGAUGAGAGUCAAACCAGCAGCCCCUCUCGUUUUGAACGCAAAACCCCAAACCUCUCUGAGGCAGCCGAGCCACCGGGGACGAGGCGGAGGUAGAGGAGGAGGUUGUGGUCGUGCGUCGGCACAUGGAGACUUCAGACAGACCAGAGACAUAAGGGAUGGCCCGACAGAUAGCAGGACUGGGGGACAUCCAAACAAGCUCUCCAGGCAGCACACUCCCGUAAAGAAAGGCAACCUACCAGCAGAGAAGCCAGACAAGAGGAUGACCCUGCCCUCACGGUUUCAGAAGGAGGUGCACACUCACCUUUCUAGAAACCCCCAACAAGUUGGUCCACCAUUGAAUCUCAAUGAGAGCAUUGCAUCAGAAAAAGGAAAGCCCUAUAACCCACAGCAGGUCCAGGGUCGCAUCAAGGAGAUCUUAGGAAAGUACAGCAAUGGCUUCUGGGUAUCCAAGCUGCCUCAGAUCUACAGAGAGCUUUACAAACAGGACCUGCCUUCAGAGACCCUCAGAGACCUGGAGACCUGGACUCACAUAUGCGCUGUGGAGAAAACUUGCAGCAGCAGCCCUUCUGAGCUGCUCCUCUACCCCGCCAAGGAACACCCCACCUCACUGAGCCCGUCACCCUUCCUCAACUCUGACCUCAUCACCUCCGCUCCAGCUACAAACCCUGGUCCAGAUAAACCUUCCCCCCAACAGAGACGCCCCAGUACUCCUCUGACUCGCUCCGGUUCCCAAUCUCCUCAGUCUCCUCCUUGCUCUUCCUCCUCCUCCUCCUCCCCCAGCCCCUCUUCCUCCCCUGCCAGCCUAAGCCCAGACCUGAAGCAGAAACUGGAGAAGCUGCUGAUGAAGUACUCCAAUGGUUUGUGGGCCCACGCACUGCCCAAGCUCUGCCAGGACACCUACAAGACCAAACUACCUGGACACGUCCUGGAGAACCUUGACCUCCUCUCUGACAUAUGCACCAUCGACUACCCGGUGCCUGACAACCCCAAGAGGGCCAUCCUGUACAGGCGGAGCAGCGCCGGAGGUGGAGAGGACGAGAACUGUAACAGAAGGAGCUCCUCUGCCAGUGAUGAGGAGCUGAGACUGAGGAAGGAGGUGGAGAGGAGGCUCAGUAAUUAUGCGGUGCCUUCUCUGCAGAUCCCCAAAGAGGAGUACCCGUCUGUGCUGGUGAUCGAGGCCCCCAACACCAACGGAGUUCUACUCAGGUACAUUGGUGAGGGCUACUCUCUGGCGCAGGAGGCCAUGGAGGAUGAGAUGAGGGCGUUUUAUGGCUCGGACCAAAACCGCCCAACUACUGUGUCGUCUCCAUCCUCGGGCCAGCUGGUUGCAGUCAGAGCAGAGGAGGAGGAGGAGGAGAUCCUGAGAGGGCAGGUCUGCGAGGUCACGCCUGAUAAAGUUAAGGUGUACUACGUGGACCAUGGCUUCUCAGAGGUGGUCAACAGAGCCAAAGUGUUUGAACUGCAUGAGAAGUUUUUCAAGCUGCCUUUCCAGGCAACCAAGUGUAAGCUGGCAGGCCUGGAACCGUUCUGUCAGGAACCCGCUGUGCUGAAGAAGUUUGAGACCAUGGCCACAGGAAGAAUCCUCUUGGCCGAGGUCUUAAAACGAGACGAGACUCCACUGGUGGUGCUGUACGACACGUCUCAGGACGACGACCUGAACAUCAACGCUGCCUGCAUUAAAGCUUUGCAGGACAAGACGCUAGCAAGUCCGCUGCAGGUGAACAGCGCUUACAUGAACGUGACGGUCAGCAGCGUCUGCUCAGACGGGACCAUCUACUGUCAGCUCCCCACCAGAGGACUCUCAAAGCUGAACCAGAUAUUAGAAAGCAUCGAGACGUACUUCCACACACAGGUGACAUCAGAGUUCUUGGUUUCCAGACCUUUUUGUGGGAAAGGCUGUUUGGCUCGCUAUAAAGGCAGAUGGUCUCGUGUAGAGAUCAGUAACUUGCACGGCAGCAGGGUGUUGGACAUCCUGUUUAUUGACGUGGGUGUUCAGGCUUCUGUGGAGGUGUUUGAGCUGAGAGAAAUCCCGCCACAGUUCCUCCGGGAGCUGGCGGCCAUCCCACCACAGGCUGUGAAGUGCUGUUUGGCUGACUUGGCUGUCAGCGUCGGAUCCUGGACUCCAGAAGUUGUUCAGUGGCUUCGAGAGAAAGUGCUCAACACUACAGACUGUAGCAUGAAGGUUGCCAAAGUGGAUGAAACCAAGCGCUGCAUCUACAUCCACCUGUUCACAGAUAAGAACUUCCACGACCCGGCCCGCAGCCUCAACCAGCAGAUGGCCCAGUCCAACCUGUUCAAACAGCAACCAGACGUCAUACUGACCAGCCACAGCCCAACCAAGAUUACCACCAACCCUUUCUCCUCCAAGACCUCCAGCUCCAGUGACUCCACCAGCAGCAGCCCGACGUCAGCUUCUGUCCCAGCCAAGCUUCACCCCAGGAGGACUCUGGUGGGACCUGGAGGAGGAGGAAGGGGGAGCACACCCCCAGCAGACCCAGCACAAACAUCAUCAUCACCUGCAUCGUUUCUGCAGCUGCCUCCACUUAUAGAUUUACCUCCAGCAGGAAACAAUAUGGAUGUGUUUGUGUCUCUGGCCUGCCACCCGGGGCACUUUGUGCUGCAGCCCUGGAGAGACAUGUACAAGCUGGUGGUGCUAAUGGGGGAGAUGAUCCUCUACUACAAUAAGACUGAGGAGGAACCAGUCAGCAUAGAGAAGAAUCAGAUUUAUGCUGCUAAGAUAGAGAACAACUGGCAUCGUGUACUAGUGAAGGGCGUUCUGACCAAUGGGUUGGUGUCUGUGUAUGAGCUGGACUACGGUAAACACGAGCUGGUCAGCUGCAGCCGGCUCAAACCUCUGAUCAAGGAGUUCAGACAGCUGCCGUUCCAGGGGAUCCACGCUCAGCUGGCUGGAGUGAAGCAGAGUCAAUGGUCAGAGGAGGCCUCCAUCGUUUUCAGAAACCACGUGGAGAAGAAGCCUCUGGUGGCCCAGCUGGAGGCCGUGCAGGAAGCUUCCAACCCGUGGGACAGGAAGCUGACGGUCUUCCUGGUGGACACGUCGCAGGAAGAGCAGGACAUCUGGAUGCAUGACAUCAUGGCCGAGUUUGCAGAUGAGUCGAGCAACGAACUAUAGACAAUAAACUGCUGUGGAAACGAGCAACAGGAGAACCUAGGGGGUCUUAAGGUGGAUUUAAAGAAGAAAGGAUUUUAAAAAUGUGAACACAUAGAUCAGUGAAAAAGACAUUAAAUUAUAAUUAUUAUAGGCUGCACAUAUCAACACACGGAAAUCUGUAUCAGUAUGUUGAGAUGAAGAUGAUAUUUGUUACCAGCAUAACUAAAUAAUACAAAGAAGCUAUCCUAAACCAUGUAGUGCAGCAACCUGCUGAAGUUGUGCAUGUUUGAGUGUGUGAGACAGCCUGAAAACCAGUCCUGCUAAAUGUGACUCCAUGUGUCCUCACACUUCACAUGCAUUGGUUUACAGUCUGCUUUGAGCGAUAUGUCCAAAUGUUUACAAAAGUUCAGCCAAACAUUUCUUAAUAGAGGAGGAGUUGGAAUCUCAAAAAGCGAUUUUAACAGGUAAUUAUGUGUAAAUUCGUCAAAAAUUAGCUCAGCCAAGAUGAAACCCAAGGACUAAUAAUGAAGAUUUAUAGAUUUGAUUUGUUAAUUUGCUUCAGUAUGGUUUUGCUUGUGUUUGCAUUAGUGGUUUUAUCGGAACGCGUGGCUCUGCAUGCAGGAUGAACAGUUUAGUCUAUUAUAUUUAUUAUUAAAAUAUUAAAGAAUAAAGUGGAAGUUAGAUCAUGACCAGUUGUCAGCACAGUCUUUAAUAAGAGUUCACUGCUUUUAUGGUGGAGUUCUGUGGAAACCAGGGUUGUGUAUUAGUAAGAAUCUGGUGAUACGAUAUAUUGUAUCAUAUCGUAUCGCAGUACAGGGCAGGCGAUACACUAUAUUGUGAUACUAAAAGCCAGGUGAUAUUUUCAAAUUUUAACACUGAAAUUAAAUGGAAUAUCAGACCAAACACUUACAAGACACAUCCAUUGUUGUCACAAGAUCUAAUCCGAAUGGAGAUGGUUAAAACUGCUGCCAUCUAGUGGUUCGAGUUUGAAUUGCACCACCCACAAGAAAUGGUUAAUGUUUGCUUGAAAAUUUUCAUUAAAGUCAAUACACUGCUAUAAAGAUCAAUUCAGUAUCAUAACAUAAAAUAUCGCAAUAUUUCAGUGUGUCAAUAUUUUCUUACUUUCCUAGUGGAAACCGUAUCUUACCUGUGGUAGAUAGUUCUUUGGAUAGCCUCAACUUGGAGAAAUAGAUUAGUUCUGAUCAGACAAGUGACUCUGGGUUCAGUUUCAAAUGCUCUUCAAUCAUGUUUAAACUGUCAUAUUUUUAUAAUGGUUUUUCUGGAGAGAAUUGAGAUGAAAUUCCAACCAGAAACGCUACAGAAGCUAGCUAGCCUGACAGCUACAUUUGAAAUUAUAUUUAUGUUUAUGUUUAUUCAUUUAGCAGACGCUUUUGUCCAAAGCGACUUACAAUUUAUAACCUAUAGGGCAUGUUGUGAUCUGUGGGGGAAACCGGAGUACCCGGAGGAAACCCACGCAUGCAUGGGGAGAACACGCAACUCCACGCAGAAAGGCCGCAGCCGAGUUUCGAACCUGCAGCCUUCGUGCUGUGAGGCAACAGUGCUAACCACUGCGCCACCAUGCAGCCCGUAUUUAAACAACCAUUAAACAUAUAAUGGUGUAAUCAUUUAUAAACUAACAUUUGUAAGAUCUGCGAUGAACAUUUUAGGACUGCAGUUGUUUUAAAACAGAAGGAGCACUUUGUACCUGGCCCCACUGAGACUAGCCUUUAGCAUGUCAGUCUAUUUCUCUAGACUGAGGCUGAUUAAAAAGCCAUCAACAACUGGUAAAAAUAUUAACUGGUCAUAAUUUUACAACAGAAACAUACAUUCAGAAGAUUUGAGCUAUUCCUUCGACUUAUCCGUGGGAUUGUUAUGUUUAAACCUGAACCUGAUUUGUGUUAUUAAAGCUGCUAUAGCUAAUUUGGAAAAUAAGUUAACCUAAAACAUUUUUUAUGCCUCUUAAUGCUAACAAAGUAUAGCUAUAAAUAUAUUGUGGAGAUAAAAAAAUAAACAAACAAGAAAAUUUGUCUGAAGCAACCACUGGACCAUCCAGCUGUCAGUUUUGCUGAACCACCACACUUCCCUGGGUUCUCCAUUCAUUACGCACUCAUGUAUUUAGCAACAGAACACCACUGGUGUGAGAGGUUCCCAGCUCAAUAAUAUCAGAGAAGGAGAAACAGCCGGCUGCUACCACUUCAACUUAAGGACAAACUACCAGAGUCCCCAAAAGAAAAACACCAUUUGAAAUCACAAACAACAAAAAUGCUUGACCCUAGAAAACCGUGACUGGUGUUUAGCACUAUCUCGUUUCCUUUGGUAACACUGGUUUUUGGUUCCGGUGGAUGCAAGGGAAGAUACCCGAGGGAAGGGGUGAGAGCUCCAUGACAAAAACCUAGCUUGUUUGCAGAUUCACUAUAGCAGCUUUAAUAUCUUCCACUAAUUCCUGUUUUCCAGCUAUUUUGGAAGAGAUCAAACUUUUGCACAUCUUCCUGACUUGUAUACAGAUGAUUUGCAGUUAAAAUAACAGAUUCAGAGAAAAGUGUGUAAAAAUUCUAGAUUUUUCUUGAAUUGUUGCAUUAAAUGUGGGACUUGGUUGGGAUUUGAAACUGAAAUAUGACAAUUUUCUGGUUUGUAGAGCUGACAAGGCUCAAAGCUGCUUUAUUAGACAUUUUAUUUAUAAUUAACUUAUAUUCUUUAGAUUCAUAUAAACACAAUAUGACUCACAUAUUGUUAUGACGUGGCUAAUUAAACAUGUUUUCUGAACAAA
Molecule: messenger RNA, 6649 nt
Organism: Nothobranchius furzeri (turquoise killifish)
Lineage: Eukaryota; Metazoa; Chordata; Actinopteri; Cyprinodontiformes; Nothobranchiidae
Gene: tdrd7b
Product: tudor domain containing 7 b
Biological process (GO): piRNA processing; spermatogenesis; P granule organization
Cellular component (GO): P granule
Source: RefSeq, a predicted model, not a curated record